Messenger RNA from Punica granatum (pomegranate), 1578 nucleotides. NCBI's taxonomy places the organism in Eukaryota, Viridiplantae, Streptophyta, Magnoliopsida, Myrtales, Lythraceae. The record is from RefSeq and is a predicted model, not a curated record.
UCGGUUCCUCCCUGCCUCCCUCCCUCCCUCCCUCCCUCUCUCGCUUUCUCUCUCAGAAUCUGCCUCUUAUUUCAAAGUUCAACGUUUCCUCUGGCCAUCUCAUCUUCCUUUUGCUUUCUGACCUAGCCGAAGAAAAGCACAGGUUUGUUAGUAAGUUAGUAACCUUUUAGCAACAGAUCGGACUAUAUCGGCUGCUCUAAGAGGCUUGGAUUCAGUCUUUCAUGGUAUAUGUGCUCUGACGCAUGACCAUGAUGCAUGUUUUGUAUGAGGAGGAGUACAUCCAAAACUCAAGGGGGGUGAAGCUCUUCACUUGCAGAUGGUUGCCUUCUUCUACUUCUAAAUCAUCAUCAUCAUCAUCAUCUCCAACAAGCCCAAGGGCUCUUGUCUUCAUAUGCCAUGGGUAUGGCAUGGAAUGCAGUGGCUUCAUGAGAGGUCGUGCAGAAUGCGGGAUGAGGCUGGCUACAGCAGGGUAUGCUGUGUUUGGGAUCGAUUAUGAAGGUCAUGGGCGUUCCAUGGGGGCCCGAUGCUACAUCAAGAAGUUCGAGAACAUUAUAAAUGACUGCGACGAUUUCUUCAAGUCCGUUUGCGCUCGAGGAGAGUACAGAGGCAAGAGCAGGUUCUUGUAUGGGGAGUCCAUGGGAGGAGCAGUCGCUUUGCUUCUUCACAAGAAAGACCCCACAUUUUGGACCGGCGCAGUUCUCGUCGCGCCAAUGUGUAAGAUAUCAGAGAAGGUGAAGCCACAUCCUGUGGUAGUGAAUCUUCUGACAAAGGUGGAGGAGAUCAUUCCUAAAUGGAAAAUUGUGCCCACAAAAGAUGUUAUCAAUUCGGCCUUCAAGGACCCCAUCAAAAGGGAACAGGUCAGGAGCAACAAAUUGAUAUACCAAGACAAACCCAGGCUAAAAACAGCUCUGGAGAUGCUGAGAGUUAGCAUGAAGCUCGAAGAUACUCUACACGAGGUUACCUUGCCGUUCUUCGUGCUGCAUGGGGAAGCAGAUGUGGUGACGGACCCGGAGGUGAGCAAGUCGUUGUAUGAGCAGGCGAACAGCAGGGACAAGACCAUUAGACUGUACCCCGGAAUGUGGCACGGCCUCACAUCCGGAGAGCCAGAUGACAACAUCGAGAUUGUCUUUGCAGAUAUCAUCACCUGGCUUGAAAGACGCAGCAAGGAGAAGCAUCACGAUCGUGCUGUGAGCGCCCAGUCUCCAUCUCAAUCAUAUUUGAGCAACGGCAUCGAGAGACUGGCCAUCUCUGCCACGAUGGGCACACUAAGGACCCCGCAGAGGCAGUCGAAUAGCGGUAGCUACCUGUGUGGAUUGAAAGGCCGCCGGUCGUUCCGGCACUCUGCAAUGUAGCUCACCCUGCAUCUGUGGUUUAGCCAGAUUGUUGCUUCGAUGUCGUAUGUGGGCCGUGUUGGACGGGUGAUCAUCGGAAUUGGUGUAUUUGAGUCUAAUUCAAGUGUAACUAUAAGAGAAUGAGGGAAAUAAUGUUGUUGAAUAAAUAUUUCUGCAUUCGGGUUAUAGAAUGUGUCGGAGAUCAUAUAUUAUCAAUGAUAUAUCACCGUAACUCGAAUUGCAUGUA